Messenger RNA from Macrobrachium nipponense, 4100 nucleotides. RefSeq names its product cytoplasmic dynein 1 light intermediate chain 2-like (gene Dlic). Gene Ontology annotation, molecular function: dynein heavy chain binding. Lineage: Eukaryota; Metazoa; Arthropoda; Malacostraca; Decapoda; Palaemonidae. The transcript is spliced from 11 exons. Gene Ontology annotation, biological process: microtubule-based movement; microtubule cytoskeleton organization. The record is from RefSeq and is a predicted model, not a curated record. Gene Ontology annotation, cellular component: centrosome; cytoplasmic dynein complex. Bases 48 to 1538 code for a protein of 496 amino acids.
UUGUUGUAAACCUUACAUCAUUGGAACGUAGUUUUGGUCAUGAGAAUAUGGCGCUGAAUGGGGAAAGGUCAGCCCUUUCAGGGCUUUCCGACCUCAGAAAAGAGAAAGCCGAAGAGAAAGAAAACCUCUGGAAAAAGAUCUUAGGAGAGGUUCAGUCAAGUGAGCGCAACAAACUUCCAUCGUGCAAAUCUGUUCUCGUUUUAGGAGAGAAUGAAUCUGGGAAAACAACUUUGGUUGCUAAACUUCAAGGCAAUGAAGAUCCAAAGAAGGGCUCUGGCCUUGAGUAUGCAUAUAUAGAUGUUAGGGAUGAAUAUAGAGACGACCAUACGAGAUUAAGUGUCUGGGUUUUGGAUGGUGAUCCUAAGCAUGCAGAGUUAUUAGAAUUUGCAGUUAAUGCUAAUAACCUGGAACACACAUUAGUUUUAUUAACUGUUUCAAUGACGACUCCGUGGGCUAUUAUGGACCAGCUUCAUACAUGGGCAACUACUUUACAAGACCACAUAGACAAGUUAAAUAUUGAUCCAGACAAGUUUAAAGAACAACAAGAUUUGAUGACAAGGUUAUGGCAAGACUAUGUUGAACCUGGAGAUGAAUUAGAAGCAGGGUCUCCCAUGAAACGUUCUUCACGGAAUUUGGAAAAUGAUGACGAACCUGUUUUACCUCUCCCAGAUAAUGUCUUAACUAGAAAUCUUGGCCUUCAUGUGAUAGUAGUUGUUACAAAGACCGACUAUAUGACUACGUUAGAAAAAGAUUUUGAUUAUAAGGAAGAACACUUUGAUUUUAUUCAACAGUCAAUUAGAAAAUUCUGCCUUCAAUAUGGUGCAGCCCUCUUUUAUACAUCUGUAAAAGAGGAUAAAAAUUGCGACCUGUUGUACAAGUAUCUAGUCCAUAAAAUAUACAACUUUCCCUUCAGAACUCCAGCACUUGUUGUAGAAAAAGAUGCUGUAUUCAUUCCAGCUGGAUGGGAUAAUGAUAAGAAGAUCGCCAUUCUAUACGAAAACAUGCACACUUUCAGUCCUGAGGACUACUAUACAGACGUAGUGGUUAAACCUCCAGUUGUUAGGAAGGCUGUUGCAAGAGAAGUGGAAGUUCAGGCUGAAGAUGAGCAGGCAUUUUUGGCCAGGCAUCAAGCACAGCUGCAAUCCGGAGGCACUGGCUCACCGAGUGUUCCAGCUGGUAGACAAGAAUCGCCUCUCAGACAAUCUCCAGCUGUACAGAGGACUAGUGAUAGAAGAGUUUCCACUACUAAUUCUCCCAAUCCAGUUGGCUCACCAAAGAAGAUAUGGAGGCCGCCAUCUAUAGAGUCAACGAAACCUGGCGUUGCUGGAGCAAAUGAAGGUGUCCUUGCUAAUUUCUUUAACUCGCUCCUAAGUAAGAAAUCAGGAACAAAUUCCCCUUCACCUGGGGCCAUAAAAACCAAUGGUAUGGAUAAAGCUGCCAUGCGAUCAGAUGCAGCUGCGGAACUAGACCGAUUGACGAGAUCCAAAAAGCCAACAACAAAUAAUACUGCAGAAACAAACAAUUCCUCUGAAUGUUGACCUUAAAGUAUCUAUACUGGCUGAACUAUUGAAAGUCUUUAGUGCCUCAGGCCCAAGGUGUCUAUGCACUAUUAGUGGCUGAUAUAAAGUUACAGUGUGUAACACAUGGCAUUUGGGGCUGCCUACCCUUCUGGUAAUUAUUACCAGUGUCUCCCCUGGGUUCUGUGGGGGGAGAUAUGGUUGGUGUUUUCAUUCCUGUGUAUGAUAAAAAUAUUAUUACUGUACCUUCACAAGGUACUAAAUCCAAAAUAUAGAACUACUGGUACUAGCAGCUAAAGCCGUUGUAUAAAGACUUAAGAAAGACUUGUAAAGCAAUUCUUGCCUAAUUAUUAUAUAAUGAAUGAAGCGGUGUGCCUCUAAGCCUGUCACAACCACAAGAAUCUGUCUGGUGGUCAAGUUCUGGCAUGUGUGUGUGUGUGUGUAUUAACCUCACACAGCAUUUGUGACCUUGGGCUUAGGUGCACUACAUCACCCAGGCUGUGUAAGGAAAAAACCAGCUAUUGAAAGUAUUAACUUUCAAGGGGGUGGGGGACAAAGCUGGUGGGGCGUGCGUUGUGUCCUGUAUAUUUUCUUAUUUAUUUGUUAAUUUUAUAAACACUUGCCUCCAAUGCUAUUACUAUAUCAUGUCUUAAUGCUUGUUACCCUCAGUGUUUCCAGUUAAGGCUAAUCACUUUUUAAGAUUUUAUGCAAAAUUGUUUUUAACUAAAAAGGGUAAGCAUCGCAAAUUCAAGUUGCUUCUCAGGAGUGUCACGUUACGAACAGUGUAAGCCGAAUCUUGCUUCCUCAGAAUAUCAUUUUGCCCAUCUGUGAUUUAUACUGAUUUCUUUAGCAGCUUUAGAUGCUUUAUUAUAAGGGUCCCUGAUAUUUUUUGUAGAGUAUUUUGGAUUUUGUACAAUUAUUAUGAUUAUUAAAAUUUUUUUUAUCAUUUUCAUGCCAAUAAAAUCUUGAUUUCUGGCAGGUCUGACUUACUGUGGCCAAGAAAACACAAGGGCAAAUGGUCUUUUGUAGCUUAUCCACAGAGGAUGAGGGUCAACAAGCCUCAGUAUAUAAAUGGGUAUUGUUAAAUUACUCGGUUAUAAGUACUCUACAUGUAUUACUAAUGAUUUAGAUGCAGUGUUGGGCUUUUGGUACGAGUACAUGUUGCCCAUUUAUUCUAGAAAAAGGAAUGUAAGUUGAUGCAAAGAGAUGGUAUUUAUAUUUCAGUGUUAACCAUCAUAUCCCAUUGGAAGUCCAACAUUUUAAACCUAAAUGCCAAAGCUUGAAAUUUUUUCUUUGUAUAUAUAUCUUAAACUUAGUUUCAUGACUAAAUAAGAAAAUCUUUUUAUUCCUCUGUUAUUAAGGACUUACUACUUCUCCUUUUAUCCCUAACUCGAUUGUUACUCCUCUGUGCAUUUCAGAUGCUGAUGAACAAGUGCACUUCCCAUUUUGAUGCAUUGUAAGCUUAUGUUUUGAAAUUGCUUUUAGUGGUGGCAAUGCAUAUACACUAUAUAUUCUGACAUUCGAAGGGUGCCCUUGUUCCAGUACAGGUGAAUUGCAUUACAGGUGUACCAAAAUACUGAUUUAUUUGUAGGGAGCCACAAGUGUGAUAAGUUGUGCUUGGGCUAAAGGGGUGGGUAAUUGUACAUGUUUAGAGGGACCUUAAUGGACAUCGUUUGUAGCAGCUUUAAUGAGUGGAGAAAACUUAAAAUAUGCCAGUGAGAGGGAUAUGCUACUGACUUUAGAAACUGAAGUACAUUAUUUAUAAUCUAUGUAGCCAAGUUAUUUUGUUUACAGCAAAUGCAGUUUUACUCAAAGGGUACCCAAGAACAAGGUUCUCGCUUAAUUUUGAUCUUUUUAGAGCAACAAACUUAUAUGGGAAGCACAAUUCAGAGCUGUAUUUGCUCUAAAAAUAGAUAUCUCACUAAGGUCCACAUGCUUGUUGACUUCCAUGAGCUUCGUUUAUGUAGAAUGAGUAUAAUAUCAUUAACAAACAAAACCUGUUAAAGAAGUAUAAAAUUAUUACCACCAUUAUUCUUGGCAACAGUACUUCAUGGGAUAUCAGACAUAGUACCUAACAUUUUGGGAAAUACAUAAGAUUUUUUGGGUAUCAUGUCUGUUUAAGAAGAAAUAAUCUCCUAAUGUAUAUUUUUUUAUGUUUGCUUGUUUUGGGGACCUUUUUGCAAGUGAUUGGAAAAAUUAUAAAUUAGAAUAUGGUGAUAUAGGAAUGCCAGAUUUGUUAUUGUUUAUAUGAAAUUACCUCAGCAAUGUUCUUGUUAUAGUCUUAUUUCCUCUCUCUUUAUUUUAGUAUUUUCUUCAAUGAAGGGUAAUAUAGGCAAAACUUUUAAAACGAGUGUUUCUUUCAAGAAACUGUGAUCCUUUGGUUCUAAUGCGACCAAACGAUCAUGGAGAUUGAGGGUAGCAUUCUUUCAGAUGUUUUGUUGCUAAAGUAUUGCAGUGCUUUCAGUAUGUUUUCCAUGAAAAUUUAGCCAGUGAAAUUUUUCUUUGUAUUAUAGGAUUAUUUUCUCAGUUCGCCAUAGUAGAAAACUGUAAAAUAUGGAAAUAUAAAAUUUGUGAUAACUUCAA